Helianthus annuus (common sunflower) is the source of this 2618-nucleotide messenger RNA. RefSeq names its product probable acyl-activating enzyme 16, chloroplastic. Lineage: Eukaryota; Viridiplantae; Streptophyta; Magnoliopsida; Asterales; Asteraceae. Gene Ontology annotation, molecular function: long-chain fatty acid [acyl-carrier-protein] ligase activity. The record is from RefSeq and is a predicted model, not a curated record. Gene Ontology annotation, biological process: fatty acid elongation. Bases 237 to 2459 code for a protein of 740 amino acids. The transcript has 18 exons. Gene Ontology annotation, cellular component: chloroplast.
CAUCUAAUCGAGUAAUGGUAUAUAAUAAUUAUAACUUGAAAUGCUCACCUAGUUUCGUCUUCAAAUCUGGUAAAUCAUCUACAAUGCCGAUCGUCUGAAGCAUAAACACUGCCGAUGUUACGGAAUCUCUCUCUCUCUCUUUUUCUUUUUCUCUCUCUACGUUGUUAUCAAUUUCGGAUAACUCAAAGCUUCACCUACUAAAUCACCGAUUCAAUUCACACACACACACACACCUGAUGAUAGCUCUGUUUCAACCUCCUUCAGUCUCUAAUUCGAUGUCGGUUGCGAUUACUUCAGUCAACAACGUCUUUUCACCGGCGUAUUACCGGUUCCGGUACGUCAACGCCACGGUCAACGCCCGCAGUAUGUGUUUUCAUAGCAGAAAGGUUGUUCGUGAUCGUGCCAGUCGGUGUUAUGGAAUUCGAGUUUAUUCCGAAUCUAAGGCAGAAGUAAAGCAAGUCAGAAAGUAUUCACCUCUUCUUGAGAGCCCCUUCCCGUCAGAACACAAUGUAUCAACUACAGAAUUUAAGGCAAUUCCCGACAUUUGGAGAUCCUCAGCAGAAAGGUUUGGUGAUCGGGUUGCAUUGGUCGACCCGCAUCAUGAUCCGCCUACAAAUAUGACUUACAAGCAGGUGGAGCAGGACAUUCUAAAUUUCGCUGAAGGUUUAAGAGUGAUUGGAAUCAAGCCAUGUGAAAAGCUAGCACUUUUUGCCGACAAUUCCUGUCGGUGGCUUAUUGCUGAUCAAGGUAUUAUGGCCACAGGAGCAAUAAAUGUUGUCAGGGGAUCUAGGUCAUCCGUCGAAGAGCUGUUACACAUUUACAAUCAUUCCGAAAGUGUUGCACUUGCUGUGGACAAUCCCGAAUUAUAUCACCGGAUGGCGGAUGCCUUUAACUCUAAGGCAUCUGUUAAAUUUGUUAUUCUACUUUGGGGGGAAAAAUCAUCCAUAUCUAGCCAUGUGAAGGAGGGAAUUCCUGCUUAUACAUACGAGGAGAUCAUUGAUAUGGGUCGUGGAAAUCGUGCGAGUUUUGCUGAUUCACAUGAUGCCCAUGAACAGUAUGUUUAUGAGCCCAUCAAGCCUGAUGAUGUUGCUGCUCUUAUAUACACAAGUGGGACCACAGGCAACCCAAAAGGAGUAAUGCUUACACAUAAUAAUCUUUUACACCAGGUUCAUAAUUUGUGGGACGUUGUCCCUGCUGGGCCAGGGGAUAGAUUUCUAAGCAUGCUUCCACCUUGGCAUGCAUAUGAACGUGCGUGUGAGUAUUUUAUACUUUCUUUGGGAAUUGAGCAAGUAUACACGACAGUUAAACACUUGAAGGAUGAUUUGCGGGAAUAUCAACCACAGUAUAUGAUAUCCGUCCCUCUAGUAUUUCAAACUCUGUACAGUGGGAUCCAGAAGCAGAUAUCCACCAGCUCAGCUAUCCGUAAGCUAAUUGCAGUAUCCUUAAUAAGGAUCAGUAUGGCAUACAUGGAGUUCAAAAACAUUUAUGAGGGUAAAUAUUUGUCAAGAGAUCCGAAGCAACCUUCUUUCGUUGCUGCAAUCUUGGACUGGCUAUAUGCACGGUCUAUUGCUGCAAUUUUGUUACCUUUGCAUUUAUUGGCAAAGAAACUUGUGUACAGUAAAAUUCACGCGUCUAUUGGGCUUUCAAAGGCUGGCAUAAGUGGAGGUGGUAGCUUGCCUAUGCAUGUCGACAAGUUUUUUGAGGCAAUUGGCACAAAAGUCCAAGUUGGGUAUGGAUUAACAGAGUCAUCUCCUGUUGUAGCGGCUCGACGACCACAUUGCAAUGUUCUUGGCUCAGUUGGGCCUCCUAUUCGACACACAGAAAUAAAAGUUGUAAACGAGGAAACGGGUGAAGACCUUCCUCCCGGUUCAAAAGGAAUUGUCAAAGCCAGGGGCCCGCAGAUCAUGCAGGGUUAUUACAAGAAUCCCAUUGCAACAAACCUAGCCUUAGAUGAAGAUGGUUGGUUAAACACCGGAGAUAUUGGGUGGAUUUCCCCUGUUCAUUCAGUAGGACGAAGUCGUAAUUCUGGUGGCAUUGUUGUUCUUGAAGGACGUGCCAAGGAUACGAUUGUCCUUUCAACAGGUGAAAACGUUGAACCGGAACAGCUAGAAGAAGCUGCCAUGAGAAGUAGUUUGAUACAACAAAUUGUUGUCAUCGGCCAGGAUAAACGUCGUCUUGGAGCUAUCAUUGUUCCAAACAAAGAAGAAAUUUUGUUGGCAUCCAAAAAGUCAUCUACGUCAGAUUCAGAUGCUGUUGAACUCAGCAAGGAAAAAAUAACCGGCUUGUUAUCAGAGGAGCUUCGAAAAUGGACCUCAGAUUGCUCGUUUCAGAUCGGGCCUAUUCUCGUCGUUGAAGAGCCUUUUACGAUCGAUAGCGGGUUGAUGACCGCGACCAUGAAGAUCAGGAGGAAUCAAGUUGUGGAACUAUAUAAAGAACAGAUAGAUGAUCUAUACAAGUAAUCUUUAAAUGGCUCUUUGUUUAAAUGUAAUGUAAAAAUAAGUGAAAUUUAUUAUUGUUUUACUUUUUUAUUUUCUUAUAUGUAUGAGUAUGAGAGAAAGCUAAUAUUUCUCCUAUGUUAUAUUUAAUAAGUAAAUAAUAGUUCACAACUUCACACAACA